CGCGGGGUGGCGUCGACGCGCGCGCGCGCGGACGCGGUGGUGGACGUCGUGGGGGACGUCGUGGGCGACGCGGCGGGGACGACGCCGAACGGGGCGGUGGGCGUCAGACCGCGCGCGCGAUUUCAACGAAACGCCCAGCUCGGAGGAUGGAGGAAAAGGGCGAAAAAGGCGAGAAAGGCGGCGAAAAAGGCGGCGGAAGCGGCGAAAAAGAAGGCGGAAGAAGCGGCGAAAAAGGCGGCGGAAAAGGCGGCGGAGGCGAAGCGAAAGGCGGAAGAGUUGGCGAGGAGCCAGGUAGCGUCGAUGAAGCGCGAGCUCUCGACGAUUGAGAAGUAUCUCAGCGUCUUCAGUACAGCCAAGGGAAAGGCUGAGCAAGUUGUCGACGAUGUCGACGACCUGAUCAAACAGGUUGGAAAGUCGUCAGAUCUCUCCGAAAAAAUCGACGAAUUGACGAGCAAAGUGACUGGAUUUCCGGACGAAAUAGCGAAAAAGGUCAGUGGUUUCGUCGACGACGUCGUGGGCUCAAUUUUCGGUGGUGUCGAGGGAUUGGCGGACGAAGUCGGCGAGAUGUUUUCGACUUCGGGCGCGGCCGCGCUCGGCGUUCCGACGAAGGAUCACGAAGACCACGUCACACGCAUGCUCAGUCCAGAACACUUGGAAAAACUCUUACGAAAACAUUUACGAGAUGAAGAAUACGACGCCGGCGCACACACGCGAGCCCCCAUCUUGGGCGGCAGCCCUUUUGACGGAUGUUUGAGCAUUCCCAUCGAAAACGUGCUCCCCGCAGAUUUGUUGGGAGUGGGUUACGGCAUGCGCUGGCCAAAACACCUCUCAAACAGCUCAUUUGCCCCGGACAGUUUAAGAGCGGGGUUCCCUGAUCCGAAGUGGGAGACUUGUCUUCGAACGACGGGCAUCAAGAUAAGUGACGAUCUCGGUCCAGCGCUCUUCAACGUCUUCAAAGGUUUCUUCAUUCCGCUUUUCGACGCGGUGACCGACGGCGCGAAGGCAGCGGCUGUGGACUCGAAGAAAAAUAUAAUGAAGAAAAUGGGCACAAUCACCGACGAGCUCGAUCGGGCAGACCAAGCAGCAAAGACGAUCAAGAACAUCCUGGACAACGUCAAAAGUACCUUUCAAGGUCGAAGACGGCUGUUAACGCAACAAGACAUGACUCGCGAUAUGUUGAGUACCGUUCGGGUUGCCAGUCACGCCAGAGCGGACCACAUCAAGAGUCUCCACGCAAACGCGCUCGAUGACAUUGAGAGCUACGUUUUGCUCGAAAUGGCAAAGAUUCGCUCCACUCUCAUCGAAGACCCGUUCCUCGAAUCGGAAGUCACGAUGCAACGCUUUCCGUUGUAUGCUGCUCGCAUGAACCAAGCGCGUCUGGGCGGGGCUUUCAACAAGGCCGCCUCGAAUGCGCGUUCAGCGUUUGCUGAAGCGAUGCAAGCCAUGGCAGAAACUGAAAUGGGACUAGAGCUCGUAUCUGAGCUCAAGGUUGCACUCGAGAUGGAGGCGAAAGUAGAGACGUUCAAGACGGGAGAUUUGUUCGAUCUCGUCUCUGGUGGUUACAUACCCAAUCCCGUACAGUUCGACGUCACUUUCCCGCUGCCGCUCUUCCCGGCGUUUCAAAUCAAGAUCCGGCUCGACGCUUCUUUUGCCAUGCCGUAUUUCAUGCUCGCGGAGAUGGAAGGCAAGAUGGUAUUCACGGUGACGGCGUCGUCAAAUGCGGGUAUUAAGCUGAAAGAUCGCAAGCUGUCAACGGAGUAUAAGCCUCCGAGUCUCAAGUUUGAGCCACAAAUCGACACAAAGAUUGAAGCACACGCUCAGAUAGGAUUCAACGUUGAAUUCGAAGAGCAGUACCUCGCUCUGUGCUUUGGAAGUUUUGUGUGCGCGGGUCCGCAGUCCGUUAUCACACAAAACAUAUACGCGGGCAGCGACGCGUACGCGGCCUAUUCGAAUCAAGGAACGUACGACAGUUGCCUUCUUCAGGCGAAAUUCGCGGAAUCGUUUGAAUAUUCUGACGAUUACAAGAAAAAGCGAUGCGGAAAAGCCGGCGGUCUUUCCUACGGUUUCGGUGCUUACUUUCAAGUACCGAAGACGCAAAUCGAGUCCAAGCUCCUCAUCGAGCUCAGUGAGUCGUGUCCAAACUUGCUUCCGUCGCCGGUUAUUGCGACCUUUCCGGACGAGAACGAUCCAAAUCCAAACUUUUUCCUCGCCGAGUUUUGA
This is a messenger RNA of Ostreococcus tauri, 2220 nucleotides long. Its product is annotated as unnamed product. The transcript has a single exon. The annotation marks the transcript as partial. NCBI's taxonomy places the organism in Eukaryota, Viridiplantae, Chlorophyta, Mamiellophyceae, Mamiellales, Bathycoccaceae. The record is from RefSeq and is a predicted model, not a curated record.